Messenger RNA from Cercopithifilaria johnstoni, 519 nucleotides. NCBI's taxonomy places the organism in Eukaryota, Metazoa, Nematoda, Chromadorea, Rhabditida, Onchocercidae. The record is from the annotation of a GenBank genome assembly.
AUGUCCUCCAAGCUGCGACAACAUUCUAUUUCGAGUGUAAGGAAAUUGCAAGAGUUGGUACAUGAUUCUAAUGUACAGCUAGCGCAAUUUCGAAAUGUGGUUCAAUGUAUUGGUACAGGUCAGGAUGGAAUGCAACUUCGCAGUGAUGUUGAUUCAUUUGGUCGAGCGUGUAUUAGAGCCUGUGAAGCAGCCAAAAGUUGCAUUCUGCCUCAGCUUCGUCAUGAAGGUGUUGAAUUUACGCGACAUGCAUCACAAUUUAUUGGUUGUGUAAAUGCAUGCGUGGUUGAAAUGCGACGUUGCGCAGCGCUUGAGCGUACGUUUCCGAAUGGUGAGCCAUGCAUCACGCAGCAUCAAAUCGAACAUAUGGAAGAGAUGUUGGAAACAUUAGAAAAUUUGAUCACUGUUCAUUAUUCAACUAGUGAAUCGUCACCUGCCGAACGUGUCACGCCAGGACGGCGGCGUGCUACCAAUUGUCGACCCGUCUGUGUGUGCUCAAAAUUGAAAACCAGUUAUGCAUAG